Molecule: messenger RNA, 2832 nt
Organism: Episyrphus balteatus (marmalade hoverfly)
Lineage: Eukaryota; Metazoa; Arthropoda; Insecta; Diptera; Syrphidae
Exons: 3
Coding region: 410-1768 (452 amino acids)
Source: RefSeq, a predicted model, not a curated record
UAUUCAAACUAAAAGUUCAUUUCGCGACGACGACACGACACGACGUUUACAAUCCGUAUCCGUCGGUAUCACAUUAAAAACGAUCGUCAAAAUUUUUUGUUAAAUAAAAAAUUUCUCCAACUUAAAGUUAACCCUUAUUUUUUGGAAAACUAAAAAUUUAAUAUUUUUUGGAAUAAAUUCCCAAUUUUUUUUUUACUGGAGAAAGUGAAAAUUAAACUAAAUAAUUAAUUUAUUUUUUUUUGGAAAUAAAAGUCAUAUAAAGUAAAAAUUUUUUGUCUUGACAUUUUUGUAUGAAAAAUAAAUCGUAUAUGUGCCGACUGUGCGUGACUGAACAAAAAUUAAAAAAUCGUCGCUCCAUAUAAAUUAAAAAAAAAAAAAAAAAAAAAAUUUAAUAAUAAAUUAAUUCAAAAUGUGCCAACAGCAACAAAACGAUAUGAAUUCACAAAUCGAAAUAUUCCUUGAAAAUGGUAUGCCCCGCAAAUUUGGCAAAUCGGUGGCAAGAACACUUAAAAAGCGUGCCGCUGCGGCAGCCGCUGCCGCUGAAAAAAAUAAUUGCACAAACUGUCAAAGAUGUGGUGGAUGUGUAAAUCCAUUGAAUGAUUUUAACAAUAAUCCAUGUGUGUGUAGUUAUAUUAUUGACAAUAGUGUUGGCAAUAGCAGUUGUAGUGAAGAUUCAACAUCAUCUUUAAGCGACGAUGAGGUUUUAAAUAAAUUAGUUCGUUCAUCAUUAAAAUCGAAUGGCAUCAAAUCAUCGUCAAAUUCUUCAACACCAACUGAAUCUGAAGAAGAUUCAGAUGAAUCAUUAGUUGAUUCAGAUACUGGAUUUCGUAGUAGCAGUAGAAAAUCAAGUCGACCAACAGUAUCAGGCUGUCCAAUGGCAGCUAUAUUUGCAGCUAGAAACAAACAAAACCUCAAUACAUCAACAACAUCAGUAGAAUCUCAUCAAGCAACAUCCGCUUCACCAUCAAAAAUGGCAGCUAUUGAAGCAUCCGGCAUGCCAACAGAUACAACAUUAAAAGAUGAUCUUUUAGCUAUAUCGACACAGCUGACAAAGAAAAUCUUAUAUAGAAUUAACCAAAUUACAACAAAAGUUCAAAAAUCUUCAACAUACAGAAUUUUAAGUAAAACAACACAGCCGGCCCAUGUCAUAGCCGUAAGCAUUGUUUCAUUUGUAUUGUUGGCCGUAUGGCCAAAUCUACUUGAAAACGAGGAGGCUGCAUUGAAUGCAAAUAAGAGACGUAGUGGUUUAGCAUUGGUCACGUAUUUAGGAGCAUUUGCAACACAUUUUGGUGCACAAAUAUGGAUGACAUUUGUUUCAGGUCUUGCAUUAUAUUUUGCCCUGCCGCGGCAUACAUUCGGCCUGUGUCAGCAGAUUUUGUUCCCAAAAUACUUUGCCAUGAACUCAAUGCUCAGUAUCCUCACCUUGAUUCUGUUUAUCAAAGUCAUUGCUGGACGUUGGGAAUUCUCAUCGUACGUACAAGUUAUUGCCCUUUCAACUUGUGCUGUCAUCGAAGUCACUGUCCGCCUUUAUCUCGCUCCACCACUCCUUCGUUUGAUGCGAGAGAAACACAAGUUCGAGGUCACUGUUGGUAGUGGACAAGAAAUUGGUACACUUGAACCUGGUGAUUUGGUCAAAUGCCCCCAUUAUCAAGGAAUUCACAAGGCAUUCCGUCGCAUUCAUAUGACAGUUGCUAUGGGCAAUAUGACAGUUUUGGUGUGUACAUUUUUGCAUUUGCAUUAUUUGGCUUCAAAAAUUAGUGUUGGAUAAGAAGUUGCAGAAACAAAAAAAUCCAAAAAAAAACUAUCCAUGAGAUGAGACAACACUAAAAUAAUCAUCAUUGGGUUUUAGUAUAUAAAAUGGCUCCCAACGUGAGGUUAAAAAAUAUAGAUAAAAUAUUUAUAAGAAAAAGAAGAACAGAUUCUAUCUGACUUUUUUUUUAAGAGAGAUCGAGAUAUUAAACAAAUUUUAAAAAAAUAUAUAAAUACACCAUUUUGAUAUCCUUAGACUUAUGCCAUUUGGGCUACAUUCAAGCAUAAAUAGAAUAUUGAAAAUAUUUGAAUUAUGUCUGUGAUAUAAAAUGUUAAAAAAAGCGGCAAAAACAGGAAGAAAUAACAAGCCGAAUAGGAAUUUUAAAAUCCAAAAAACCAAGUUGUUUAGGAAUAGAAGAAAAAUUUUAAGCUCCAAAAGCAACCAACAGAAAACAAAUUUCAUUUUAAUUUUAUAAUUUAGAAAAAAUAGAAAAACAAAAAACUCAUCCCUCAUCUUAAUUUAUAUUAAAAAAAAAAAAAGAAAUCCCAGCGAAAAUUUUACGAAAAAUUAAAAUUUAUUAUAAUAAAAAAAAUUAAAAAAAAAAAAACAAAAAAAAAAAAAUUAUAAUCACAUCAUUUUUAAAGAAAUUAUUGUAUUUUAAUAUUUAUUUUAGAAUUUAUAAAACAAGGAAAAAAAUUUUAUUAAUUAUGUGUAUGUUUGUUAGAAGUAUGUUGAUUUGAAAAAAAUUCAAAAUUUCAUUCUUUUGUGUUUCGAAAAUAUAAUAAAAUAAAUUAUGUAAUUUUGUGUAUGGUUUUAUAAAAAUUUUUUGCAUGUUUUUUAAUUUAAUUUAAAUAAAUAAUAAUAAAUGAGAAAAUGAUUUAAAUUAGUUUUUUUGGCAAGAGAAAAGAAGACACGAAGAAUGAAAAAAAAGAAGUAUUAUUAAAUAAUUGUGUUCGAUUUAAGGAAAAAGAAGAUUUUUAGACAGUUAAAUUUUAGAUUAUAACAGUAAAAAAAAAUUAUUUAAAUUUUAGAUUUAAGGAAAAAAAAGAAUGACAAACAAAAUUGAAAGAAUCAUGAAAUGA